GUUCGCGGCGGAUCGGCGGUGGCCUCAGCCCCUCGGGAAGGUCCGGGGCUCGGUGCGAGUGUGAGGUCCCUCCGGUCCCUCCGGCUGCGGCACCGGGCACCUGGCAGGGGCUUCUGCUGCCUCCGCAGGGGCCACCGCGGCUUUGGGAGCCGCGAGGGUUCUUUGCGGGGGCAGGCGCCGCCAUCGCUCGUCGCUGCCGUUUCCCGCAGGUGCCGGACGGGCGGGCACAGCCCGGCUGCGUUCGGCUGGUGGCGGGGUAUAGAAGAGCAGGACCGGGAAGGACAGGCGGCAUUGGAAGGGGGGACACUGCAGAGAAUCCCUAAGCAGGAGAGGAACAGUGGCAAUAAAGGAGAUAAAGGACAGAGCAGUUUGUUCCAGGCAUUGCCAGCGCAGGAUGGAGCGGAGCUGCUGUCGCAGGGGUGGCACAGCUGUCACGACAGUUCUCCAGCUCAGACGUACUGGGGACAAGCACAGUUCUGCGGUCCAGGCUCCCCAGCAAACACACGCUCCAGGAGCCCUGUGCAGUUGUUUGCUCUGAUCAUUUGUGCCGCUGGGACAGAGCUGUAGUCAAACUAAAGAUGCCACUCUUCUUCCGUAAGAAGAAACCCAGCCAUGAUGCUCGGAAGCGCCUUGAAUACCAAAUGUGCCUGGCAAAAGAAGCUGGUGCUGAUGAUAUUCUUGACAUAUCCAAAUGUGAACUCUCAGAGGUUCCUUAUGGGGUCUUUGCAACUUGUAAAGUCUUGCAAAAAAAGGUGCUCAUUAUUCACACGAAUAAUCUGACGUCUUUAGUUCCAAAGUCCUGCAGCCUUCUGAGUCUCAUAACCGUGAAGGUUCUAGACCUGCACAACAACCAGCUGGCAUCGCUUCCUGCUGAUAUUGGCCAGCUGACAUCUCUUCAGGUCCUAAACCUUGAAAGGAAUCUUUUAAAAUGUCUUCCACAAUCUAUAGGAGACCUUGCGCAGCUCCAGAUGCUCAAUGUCAAAGGGAACAAGCUGAAGGAGCUGCCUGCUACCGUGAGCGGCUUGCGGAGCUUGCGCACCCUGGAUCUCAGUGAGAACGCGCUCCAGGAGCUGCCGCGGGUGCUGGCGCACGUCCGCACGCUGGAGACGCUGACCCUGGACACCUCCUCCAUGACCUACCCGUCAGCUGAUAUCUGCAGCGCGGGUACAGAGGCCAUUCAGCAGUUCCUCUGCAGAGAGUGUGGGAUUGAGUACUACCCGCCCUCGCAGUACCUGCUCCCCGCGCUGGAGGGUGACCGAGGAGGAACGUCCGUGGAUGGGGUGGACAGGGCCGUGCAGAAGUACUUGGAGGAGGAGAGCGAGUGGCAGAAUAAAUUCUUGGAUUAUGAGAAGAGAAAGGAAAAAAAAAUGCAGGAGAAGCUGGAAUUUGAGCGACGCCUGGACAUGGGGCAGAGGGAACACGCUCUGCUCGUUCAGCAGACCAGCAGUCAGAAGGAGGAGAUCCUGCAGACAGUGAGGGAGGAGCAGCUGAGGCUGGAGGAGGGUCUGACGAAGCACCAGCACUAUUUGGAGCAGGAGCGCCUGAAGCUGCUGCAGCAGCUGAAGCAAGCGGAGCAAGGGAUCGCCAGCCGCGUCCAGAAGCUGCUGGAGGACAACCAGAGGCAAAAACAAAGUGCAGAGAUUCUGAAAUCCUUGGAGAAUGAGAGAAUAAGGAUGGAACAGCUGAUGGCAAUAACGCAGGAGGAGACGGAGCGUCUGCGCAGAAGGGAAGUGGCCUCUGCCAUGCAGCGAAUGCUGGCCGAGAGCUACAAGAACAAGCUCAUCCAAAUGACCUACGAGUCCCGUCGGCAAGACCUUGUCAACCAGGCCUGCUCCAGCCUAGCUGAGAUGGACCAGAAGUUCCAGCAGAUCCUGGCUUGGCAGCAGCUGGAUCAGAACAAAGCCGUUAGUCAGAUCCUGCAGGAGAUUGAGAUGCAGAAAGCUGCCUUCGAAGCUCUCCAGGUGAAGAAGGAUCUUAUGCACAGGCAGAUCAGGAACCAGAUUAAAUUAAUAGAAACAGAGUUAUUGCAGUUGACACAGCUGGAGUUAAAGAGACAAGAACUGGACACAGAGACGCUGCAGGGGGUGAUCAUGGAGCAACGCCAAGCGCUCGGCUACCUGCUGCAGCAGCUGCUCAAAGAAAAGAAGCAAAGGGAAGAAGAACUGCGACAAAUACUGCUGGAAAUGGAGGCAAAGAGCGAAACCAAACAGGAGAACUACUGGCUGAUCCAGUACCAGCGCCUGCUGAACCAGAAGCCGCUCUCCCUAAGACUCCAGGAGGAGGGCUUGGAGCGGCAGCUGAUGAACCUUUUAAUCGAGCUGUCGGCUGAACAGUAUGUGCCAGUGUUCGCACAUCAUCGAAUAUCCUUGCAGGCGCUCAGCACCAUGACCGCCAGUGACCUGGAAAAGAUCGGCGUGGCGGAGGCCGGCCUGCAGCGUGCCAUCCUCAGCCGAGCUAAGGAGAUCGUGGCCGUGGCCAAGACCAUCCCAGAGCUGCUGAGGACGGUGGACACUGAGGUCCCUGCAGCCCCAGAGCCCAGCGCGCCCUUGGAGGAGCCUCCGAGCCCCAUGGGGCCAACGGCUCCGCCGCUGCAGUGGGACGAGAAGAAGUCGGAGUGUGUUGUCUGCAUGGAGCAGGAGACCCAGAUGAUUUUCCUGCCCUGUGGCCAUGUCUGCUGCUGCCAGACCUGCUGCGAGCGGCUGCACACUUGUCCCCUGUGCCGCAAGGACGUCACUCAGCGCAUCCGCAUCUUCCACAGCGGCUAGGCUGGGCUGAGGAAGGUGAGGCUGCCGGCAUCACCAUCGUCAUCCAGGGCAAUGGGCUCCUCUCUCUCCAUGUCAGUAUUAAACAGGCGCUUGCACAGCAUGACCAGCGCUGUCCUCCCCACGCAUGGCCCCGACAACAGCCCCGGGUUGGAGGAACCCACGAGUCUUGACAGCUCCGUGUUCCCUGAUGGCUCCUCAGCCUCUGCCUGGGGUUCCUUCUUCAUCUGCACCGCCUCCUCCUGCCCACCCAGCAGCCUCUUGCCUGGGAGCACUGAGUGUUGGAACAGGCUGCACUUGUGCCCCCUUCUCUUUAUUUAAUGUAUUUGCCCUCAGCAACACCCCUCACUCAGCAGGGACACAGUUAGUGUCACCUCUGAAGCUACUGUGACCUUGCAGGUCCCCACUGUGGCUGAGCUCUGUGCCCAGAGGUGGAUGAGUCCACAGGAGGACGCAGGCAGCAGCGCACGAUGCCCUGGGCUGCUCAGGGUGUCCUGCUCCUCCAUUGUCCCAAAGGUCUGGGACUUCUGCUCUGGCGGCCAUGCAGCAUUUCUGGGGCACUGCGGCCAGGGGCAGAGCGAGGAGCUCCCGACCCCCAGUUCAUCCCCCUGUCACUGGGGGGAUUCUGCAGCAGCCCCACAUCCAGGAUUUGAGGGCCCUGCAGAAAGUGUUGCUGCCACCCAAGAGCAGGAGGGCUGGGGCUGCGCCUGGCACAGCUCUGCACGGCCGCCGCGCUUUGGCGUGCGAGCAGUUCUCCAUCGUCAUUAAUAAGUAACGAUCCCAGCCCAUCUUUCGUUUCUUGACCUUGAAGGAUAAAAUGCAGAGAUAAGCCGGGUCCCACCGCAGCCCUGCCCCCGGGAGCAGAGAUUAAAAAGCAGCUGGUUUCUGCUGGUC
Molecule: messenger RNA, 3656 nt
Organism: Columba livia (rock pigeon)
Lineage: Eukaryota; Metazoa; Chordata; Aves; Columbiformes; Columbidae
Gene: LRSAM1
Product: leucine rich repeat and sterile alpha motif containing 1
Exons: 25
Coding region: 579-2765 (728 amino acids)
Molecular function (GO): protein binding
Source: RefSeq, a predicted model, not a curated record